AUGGAGGCUGCCGUGGUUGGAUCGGGGAGGCGUAGAGGGAGAAAAAGGAAGACAAGGGAUGUAGAGAAUGUAACAGUGGAUCGUGAUGGCAAGACGAAGAUAAUGGAGACUAGGAUGAAUUACGAGGAUGGUGAUUAUGAGGAUUUGGAGAGUGGAGAAUUGAAGGUGCUUUUGGUUGCAGAUAGCAAAUUAAUUGGUGAAUGGUUGGAGAGAAAAAAGAAAUUGGAUGAGCUAUUGUUAAGUAAAGAUGUAAAGGGAAAGAAUUCUAAAUUUGAAAAUGCACUCAAGCCAGCAAUUGCUACUAUCGAUAGUAAUAUUGAAGCAUUGCUGAUAAGUUUGCCCACAAACGGUGGGGUUGGUGCUAUUGAAGUGGAGAAGGUUCAAGAAAAAGCUAUUAUUUGCACGGAUGAUGUUAGUCUGGAGAAGGAAGCACGUGUUGUUCCUCCACCAGAAUUGCCUCCUUCUUCCGGGCACAUUGGUGUCCCAGAGAAGUAUAUUUCACACCUUUUCUCUGUAUAUAGUAUUUUACGUUCAUUUAGUGUCCAGCUGUUUCUGUAUCCUUUCGGAUUGGAUGAUUUUGUGGGGGCACUUAACUGCUCUGUCGCGAAUACUUUGUUGGACUCUGUACAUGUUGCUUUAAUGUGUGCCUUGAAGCGCUAUAUUGAAAGGCUCUCGUCUGAAGGUUCAGAGCUUGCAUCAAACUGCUCGAGGUGCUUGGGUUGGAGUUUGCUUGAUUCAUUGACUUGGCCAGUUUACUUGGUCAACUAUCUAAUGAUUAUGGGAUAUAUAGAUGGACCUGACUGGAAAGGAUUUUACAUUCUUUCCCUGGAAAGAGAUUAUUAUACUUCAUCUGUUGGAAGGAAGCUAAUGAUUUUGCAAACUUUGUGUGAUGAUAUUCUGGAUUCUGAAGAGCUAAGAGUAGAAAUUGACACGCAUGAAGAAUCAGAAGUUGGAAUAGACUCAGAUACAGGGACAACGGUUGCACCUGCUGGUGGACCGACAAGAGUUCAUCUGAGAUAUUCUAAAACUUCUGCCUGCAAGGACAAAGAUGCAAUGCAAAUCAUUGCAGAACGCCAUGAGAUUAAGCCGUCUCUUAAUUCUCAUUCUUUGGGGUCUGAAAUAAUCGGACCAAUCGAGAGCUCUGUUGUUGGCCAGGAUGUUAAUGGGGAUGAAUGCCGUCUUUGUGGUAUGGAUGGAUUUCUGCUGUGUUGUGAUGGUUGCCCGUCGUCUUACCAUUCAAGAUGUUUGGGACUCUGUAUAUGCCAGAAGGGUUAUGGUAAUGUCCCGAGUGUAAAAUAA
This is a messenger RNA of Fraxinus pennsylvanica, 1299 nucleotides long. Lineage: Eukaryota; Viridiplantae; Streptophyta; Magnoliopsida; Lamiales; Oleaceae. The record is from the annotation of a GenBank genome assembly.